GAGGCCUCGCAGAACAUCGAAUGGCUGGCUCACAAUUCACUCCCCAAAAAUGUUAGUGCAAAAAUUCUAGAACACCGCCAAACCACUCGCUCCAGCUGCAAAAAGAAGCAGCUCCAUAAAUUCAUCUCAAUGUCUCACAAUUUCCCCAUCACCCCCAUCAACGCAGCCAAUCACUUACCUCUCCCCCGGAGAAUCCCCCAGUGUCUUCUUGGCGCCACGACCCUUGGCAAACACAUCAACUCUCACGCUCAUUUUAACCUAACUUCCACCUCACCUCUCACUUCUCUCUCUCUCUCUCUCUCUAUCUUCAUCCUGGUUUCAUCAUCACCCAUCAAAAAUGUUCACCCUCAAAACCCUCCUCCUCCUCACCCUCUCCGCCGCCACCGCCACAGCCCAAGGCACCUCCUCCAUCGGCCAAGUAACCUGCGGAAACAACAACUGGUCCCGGUCCCAAAUCGAGGAAGCCCUCGAGCAAGGCUGCCGUCUCCACGAGGACGGGGAGCAAUUGGGAAACAACAAGUAUCCUCACCGGUUCAACAACCGGGAGGGUCUCGUUUUUGCUGCCAGCGGGCCGUAUCAGGAGUUUCCUAUAGUGAGGAAUGGGGUUUAUGAAGGGGGCUCCCCCGGAGCGGAUAGGAUUGUUUUCAAUCCUAACCUGAAUGGUGCUUGUGUCUAUGUCGGCACGAUGACGCAUACGGGGGCGAGUGGGAAUGGGUUUAAUAUGUGUGCUACGAGGUCGGAGGGAAGGCCGGGGGCUGGGGAUGAUACCACUGCUUCGGUGACGGUUCCUGGUACUGCUACGAGGACUCAGACCAGCACGUCUACUACGUCGACUUCUACGUCGACUGCCAGCCCGGAUUCGGCCGGAGCGGUGCAGAGGUUGGGGGUGCAGGGGGUGGCGGUCGGGUUGAUGGCUUGGGCUUUUGUUUUGUAAGGGGGGUGGCUGAAUGAGGGAGGGAGGUGUCGGGUGGGCUGGCAGCAUGUUUGGAGUAAGGUUAUUUGCCUCAGGCUUUGGCGCGGUGGUGAGAUCUUUUCAUAUUGAUCUCACAAGGGCUCCAGGUUGAGAUUCUCGAGGUCUCGCUUCCUGAUUAGUUCCCCUGCAUCGUGCAGCCCCAGCUGAAGGUCAGCAGCUUAACCGGGAGGAACGUUCAUCACCAAGUUUGCAAGGUGUUACUGGUCGAUUAGUAGGAAGCGAGAGUCAAAGGAUUUCAACCCGGAGUCGUUGUGGGAUAUGGGUGAUCUUACUGCCAAAAGCAAAGAAGCCAGAUGAGGCAGGAGGCAAGCUUCGGCUAGGGGCGAGAUGGGAUGGAGUUGCACAGCGCGAUUGCAUAAAUUAGGUGUUUGGGUAGGGGCUAUAUUGUCAUGUCUUUCAGGCCAUUUCAACUCAGAAUUUUGGGAUGGUUAUAUUUGAAAGACUACGCCGGGGUCAGGAUCAGUCUGGGAGACGGGGUGACUUUCACUGUAGGUGCUUGAGCAGCUUGUAACAAUAAUGGCAAAGUCAAACAGGUAGGAAAAUCGACCUCUGCAUCGUGAAAGC
Molecule: messenger RNA, 1537 nt
Organism: Podospora bellae-mahoneyi
Lineage: Eukaryota; Fungi; Ascomycota; Sordariomycetes; Sordariales; Podosporaceae
Exons: 2
Coding region: 338-934 (198 amino acids)
Molecular function (GO): RNA binding; RNA endonuclease activity
Source: RefSeq, a predicted model, not a curated record